UCUGAGGGGCACGGGGCGGGCAGGGCCGAGCUGGCCCUAGGAGCCCGGGCUGGCGCCCCGCGGGACGCGCAGGGCCCUCGCACCGCCCGGCGGAGCCCGGGCCUGAGGGCUAGACUGAGAAAGUUCCUUGAGAAUUCGGGUUAUUACAGAAAAGAAGCAGCAAUAAUUUGGGGGAGAACUCGAAGCUUUUGAAAUUCCCGCAUCUAACAAUUAAAGUGCUUCCUCCAAAAAGAAGGAGCGACCACUGACAGCGGCAGUGCAGCGGAUUGUCUCUCCUCCGGUCUGGUAGGUUAUGCGGUAACGAUGGAGGCUUCAGAUGAGGAAAACUUUGGUGUAGCCAUCUCCUCCCCUUCUGAUGCAGAGUUUGAUGCAGUUGUUGGGUAUCUGGAGGAUAUUAUAAUGGAUGAUGAUUUCCAGUUAAUACAGAGGACUUUUAUGGAGAAGCACUACCAGGAGUUUGAUGACUCAGAAGAAAACAAGCUCAUCUAUACUGCUAUUUUUAAUGAAUAUAUCUCACUAGUAGAGAAAUACAUUGAAGAAAAACUACUUGAUCGGAUUCCUGGUUUUAAUAUGACAGCUUUCACAAUGUCAUUGCAACAGCACAAAGACGAAAUGGCAGGUGAUAUAUUUGACAUGCUUCUCACAUUUACUGACUUCCUGGCUUUCAAAGAAAUGUUCUUGGAUUACAGAGCUGAAAAGGAAGGUCGAAGUCUGGAUUUAAGCAGUGGAUUAGUGGUGACAUCAUUAAACAAAUCAUCAAUAUCCUCCUCCUAGAACAGUUCAUGCACUACUUUCCUUUUCCAGAUGAGUGCUACUGCUUUCAUUUGGACAUUAAAACACUAAAGGUCACAAGAAUCAAGGUGCUUUUACAUGAUGAAAACUUUCACCCUCCAGUCUAUGCUGUCAGAUACCUGAUCCUAGAAACACGUUGGUAUUCAAUAACCACAGAAGAAGGAAAUUUCAACCCUACCACUGUAAUUGUUUUUAAUAAAUACAUAGUAUUUGUGCACCAUUCUAAUUGUUGCACACAGUGAGAAGCUCAGCACGCUGAGGGCAAUAGAUAGGGCUGUACGUGUGUUUUAUGGGUUGACAUCUUAACCAUCUCCCCAGAAGGCAGAACUUCUCAGAAUCAAGAAGGUAGUGUAAAAAGUGUGUCUGUCCAGCUCUUGGAAGGACAGAUGCAAAUACAUAAUGCUGAGUUUCUCCUUGUCAAUGCCUUUUUUCUUUUUUUUUUUUUUAACUUUAUAUGAUCUUGCGUGCUACGGCUUUCUAGUGGAGGAAUAUAUUUUAGUAUGUAGAUGUUCCAGCAUGAGACUGCCUCCCUGCUCUGUGAGAAUUGAUAUGCUAGUGUGCAAAUCUGUCUGCUCUUUGGCUAAAGUAAGUCUCAUCCUUAAUGUGUGAAGUUCUCUUGUUCACUUUUGUUCAGGCCCCAGCUAUUCUACACUGAAAAAAUAACCGUGAAAAAUCCAAAUCUGGCCUAUGUCUGUAGUUUCUUACUUUCCGUUUGGCAGUGGCAGAGCUGUGUUCGUUCUAGUACUGUAGGCAUGAUGGUAGAUUGGGCACAGCCAUGUUUACCAUCAUGUCAUUUACUGCUCUAAAUAGCAUGCUGAUGCAAAUGCAUGUUUUUGCUCUCGGACUGUUGGCAACAUUAACAAAGCAACACAUUUUUCAACAUGAGUUGAAAAAUAGAUGAGUUGCUUGCUAGUGGAGCUGCAGCCAUAAGCCUGUCACAAAAUCCCAGCUGCAUCUCUGAUGGCGCUUGGAGUUAAAAUGUAUUUGAAGCUACAAAUGAGCCGCUGUUCUUAUGCUGUUCAGACACAUUAAGCAGCAGAUUAAUGACAUGCUCAGGCAAAGCAAGUACAUCUUUAAAAGUGUAAGAGUAGACAGAAACACAGAGUGCGUGAUUGAUGCCGCAGGGGAGAUGGGCUGCAGUGGUGGUGAAGGUGCUGGUCAGCGGCUGUUGCCUGAUGAGAACCUAGAUGGAGCUGAACUGUGGCCAGGCCAUUACCAGUUUUUGUUUGUGGACAGGAAAUGUCUACCAGAACAAACGAGAUGAAAUGCUGUUCCUGUUGACCUCUGCCAGUCAUUUCAACGGUACUAGGCUUUUAUUCUUGAACUGAAAUAGUUCUUUUGAAUACCAGUGAGGAAUCCUUGCCACACAGGCGUUUUCCAUGAGCACAGAAAUCAGUGCUCUGAUGUGCACAGGCAAAGGCAGUGUGCACAAGAAGAGGCAGUGCUCUGAGGCGCUUAUUCCCAGUGAAAGAAAAAAAAAAAAAAAAGAAAACAUUGGGUUGUGUUUUGAAUACAAACUAGAUGCAGCUUCCUUCCCAUUUGAAUCCUGAGGUUAAAAUUGCAGAGUUUAAGACAGAUCUAGUUGGCUUUCUGCUGUUAGUGUAUGGACUGGAGCUCUUAAGUUAACUUCUUGCCUGUGACUUUUUAAUGACAGCAGCAGAUUUGAUCAUCUUUUAAAAGAAUUCUUUUGAAAUAUUUUAAUUGUUAAUUGUUGAGCUAAAAUAAUUGUUUGCAACUAAAACUAAAAAUGUUCCUGACAUUUUUUUACUGGAAAGAUAUUUUUUCUUCUUUUUCUGUUGCAAUUGCUCUAGAUGAUUAUGUAAAAUAACAGCAGUCUGAAUGAAUACCUCAGACAGUUCCUUACUGGAGGGAGUUUGUUGUAUUUUAAGCAAGCUCUCUUGUAAUUGUUAUGGUUGAAUUCAUAUAUUGAUGGGGACUUGUGUCUCAGUGUUAACUGUAUACCAAAGUCACUAUUCACCAUUUCACAGAAGUGUGGUGCUUCAUUUCUUGCUGCUGAUAGAUCUGUACUAUUCUGCUUUCUUAACUCACUAAUUUACAAUUUAGCAUUUUCAGAUUAAUUUAUUUUGUGAAAUAACAUAAGUAGCAUGUUAAAAUAGCUUUAACAGCUUAGUUGUGAGGUGGGGGUGUAGUUAAGCUCUCUGUAUUAUGAAGGUUUUUCACAGCCAAAUACAGCCAUUCAUGCUGUUUGUAGGUAUUCAGGUGUAUCGAUAACAACUCAUAAUGAAGUUUGUUGUUGUUGCUCCUUUUUCAUUUCAAUUUUAGACCACAGUCUUCACCACAAAAGUUUGCAACAAAACUCCCCCAGUUUGAGUGGAGCCAUUCAGACAGAAUCCUUUCUGCUUCUGUACUGCUGUUGCUAUAUGUGAAGAAUAUAUUCUAUAUUUCUCAUCUCUCUGUGACACUUCCAUGACUAGUCUCUGGCUCGAUGUGUUUUCCGUCACGCAGAGGGUCUUUUUUAAGAGAUUAAAUUUCUAUAUAUGAUGGA
Cygnus olor (mute swan) is the source of this 3298-nucleotide messenger RNA. RefSeq names its product ADP ribosylation factor like GTPase 2 binding protein (gene ARL2BP). NCBI's taxonomy places the organism in Eukaryota, Metazoa, Chordata, Aves, Anseriformes, Anatidae. Gene Ontology annotation, cellular component: mitochondrial intermembrane space. The transcript has 7 exons. The coding region runs from base 304 to 774 and encodes 156 amino acids. Gene Ontology annotation, biological process: maintenance of protein location in nucleus; positive regulation of tyrosine phosphorylation of STAT protein. The record is from RefSeq and is a predicted model, not a curated record.